Molecule: messenger RNA, 5477 nt
Organism: Dipodomys spectabilis (banner-tailed kangaroo rat)
Lineage: Eukaryota; Metazoa; Chordata; Mammalia; Rodentia; Heteromyidae
Gene: Tom1l2
Product: target of myb1 like 2 membrane trafficking protein
Exons: 16
Coding region: 94-1704 (536 amino acids)
Biological process (GO): signal transduction
Cellular component (GO): membrane; endosome
Molecular function (GO): ubiquitin binding; clathrin binding; phosphatidylinositol binding
Source: RefSeq, a predicted model, not a curated record
GCAAGUGUCAGUCAGGUCGGGAGUGCGGCGGCGGACAUCCGAGACCGCGGCGGCAGACAGGGUACGCCGGCCGCUGUGUGUUGUCCGCCCAAGAUGGAGUUCCUCCUGGGGAACCCGUUCAGCACCCCUGUGGGACAGUGUCUCGAAAAGGCAACAGAUGGCUCCCUACAGAGUGAAGAUUGGACAUUGAACAUGGAGAUCUGUGACAUCAUCAAUGAGACAGAAGAAGGGCCAAAAGAUGCCAUUCGAGCUUUGAAGAAGCGGCUCAGUGGGAAUCGGAACUACAGAGAAGUGAUGCUGGCACUAACGGUGCUGGAGACAUGUGUAAAGAACUGUGGCCACCGCUUCCAUAUCCUUGUGGCCAACCGAGACUUCAUUGACAGCGUUCUGGUCAAAAUCAUCUCUCCUAAGAACAACCCUCCCACCAUUGUACAGGACAAAGUGCUUGCUCUAAUCCAGGCAUGGGCUGAUGCCUUUCGGAGCAGUCCUGAUCUAACUGGUGUUGUGCACAUAUAUGAGGAGCUGAAGAGGAAGGGGAUUGAAUUUCCCAUGGCAGACUUGGAUGCUUUAUCCCCUAUCCACACACCCCAGCGGAGUGUCCCGGAAGUGGAUCCAGCUACAACCAUGCCUAGGUCCCAGUCACAGCACAGGACAAGUACCAGCUCCUAUUCCUCACCGCUUCCUGCUUCCUACACCACUCCACAGGCCCCAGCUCUGAAUGUGACUGGUCCCAUCACGGCCAAUUCAGAACAGAUUGCCAGGCUGCGGAGUGAGCUGGAUGUUGUUCGGGGAAACACAAAAGUCAUGUCCGAGAUGUUAACAGAAAUGGUCCCUGGGCAGGAAGACUCAUCUGAUCUGGAGCUGCUGCAGGAGCUAAACAGGACCUGCCGGGCCAUGCAGCACCGCAUCGUAGAGCUCAUCUCCCGCGUGUCCAAUGAGGAGGUCACCGAGGAAUUACUGCACGUCAAUGACGACCUCAACAAUGUCUUCCUCCGCUAUGAGAGGUUCGAGCGGUACAGGUCGGGCCGAUCAGUUCAGAACACCAGCAAUGGAGUACUGAACGAAGUUACUGAAGACAACUUAAUAGACCUGGGUCCUGGCUCUCCUGCUGUGGUGAGCCCCAUGGUGGGGAGCACAGCACCCCCAUCUUCCCUUUCCUCUCAGCUUGCAGGUUUGGACUUGGGGACAGAGAGCGUCAGUGGUACCCUUAGUUCACUCCAACAGUGUAAUCCUCGUGACGGCUUUGACAUGUUUGCCCAGACCAGAGGGAACUCCUUGGCAGAGCAGCGCAAGACGGUCACCUAUGAGGAUCCUCAGGCUGUUGGAGGACUCGCUUCUGCAUUAGACAGUCGGAAACAGAACUCGGAAGGGACCUUUCUGUCCUUGGCCCAGCAGAGAGGGAAAGGUGGGGACUCUGACCUGGAGCCCAUAGACAGCUGGCUCAUGUCCCAAGGAAUGAUCCCCGUUUCGCAGCCCUCUGUCAUGGACGACAUUGAGGUGUGGCUCAGGACGGACCUGAAGGGCGAUGACCUGGAAGAGGGUGUUACAAGUGAAGAGUUUGAUAAGUUCCUGGAAGAAAGAGCCAAAGCUGCUGAAAUGGUUCCUGACCUUCCCUCACCCCCUAUGGAAGCCCCUGCGCCAGCCUCCAACCCUUCUGGUCGAAAGAAGCCAGAGCGGUCUGAGGAUGCCCUCUUUGCCCUGUGAGCUGUUCUGUGGUUUGCCUCCCUUGAUUGGCAGGGCACUGCUGGUUCCCCUAGUGGACACGGGCACUGGCCACUGCUCCCCAGCCCCUCGGCCUGCACACCUGUGUCUCCAUGGAAACACCACUGUGUUUGCUCCCAGACCUCUCCUAGUCAGGACCAGCUUUUGUCACCUUCUUUUCUCUAGGUGGUGGGACAGUGGCAGCCAGAGGCUUCCUUCCCCUACCUGCAUGGGCUCCAUUGGCCUUGGGUCAUCCCAGGAAGAGCCAGUGGCCCAGCCCCAAGAAGGGCAGCCCCCACUUGGUAAUCCUGAACAGAGCAUCUGAACUGUCCCCUUCAUUAUAUCCAGUAGAGAUGGGUCAGGUUCUAGCCCUGCCACAUGCGCCCACCUCCUCCUGGUUCAGUGGCUUUCCUCAGGCAUGCUGUUCCCCUGUGCCCCUCUCUUCCAGAAAGGGCUUGGUGUCACAUCUCUGGAAGGGCAAGGCUCAGUUGUGCCCAUAGGCUCAGUCUCUUUCCUUGGACUGUGUGUCACCUUGUGACACUUUAUGUGUUGGCACUUUAGAGGGCUCUGUGGGCUGCCAGCUCCUUCCUCAUGCCUGUGCUGGUUCAGCAGCUAAGUCUUGAACCAAAGGGCCCAGAAGGACCUUUGGCUCUUGGUGUAGGAACAGCCAAGGGCAUCUGGGAGGCAGCAUGCAACCUGUAAACUCUGGCCACAAGGCAUGCUGAGUAGCAAGCUCCGCUACAAACUAACUGGCCCCCGUGGAUACUUUGCACAUCACCCCCACACCUGACCCUGGUGUUGGAGAGGAUUGUAUGAGAGGCAUGGCUCCGGCAUAUGUGGGAAGAUGAUGUGGGUUUGCUGCAUUUGUACCAUGCCCAUAGCACUGGCCUGGCCUGUAGCAGCCUCCAUACCCAGGCCUGGUAGCAAACAGCUAUGCACCAUGCCUGGAGGCUCCAAAUGACUGAAUGGCUAGAAUGACACUAAGUUCCUUCUGCCCUCCCUGGAAGGGGCUGCAGCCUCCUUCCCAGCUGUCUUGACAGAAUGAUCCCUCCCACCUUACAUGUCCCCUAGCCCCCACUUCCCACUUGAAGGCCACAGCCUAAGGCUGAGCAGAUGGGGGCUGGUGACACCUGCUCCUGUUCUGUGUCCUUGCUGGUGUUUUUUUGGCCCCAGGCAACGGACUCAGCAUUAGCCAUGUCCUGGUCCAACCCUGUCCUUCCCUAAGCUGCCAUUAUCAGAAAACAAAUGUUGUAGCAGCAGCAGCCCCACCUGAGUCUUAGGGCCUGCUCACUGUACUCUCUGGCAACCCAGGUUACCAUGUGUUCAUGAUGUGAUCAUCCUUUCCCCCUGUCACCACCAGAGAUCAACCUUAUCACAGAGAGGAGGCCAGGCGUUGAGGGAUAAAAUACCAGUGCAGCACUUUGUGAUGCUCUUAUAACCAGGAUUGCAGUGAAGGCUGAGGGCAGGAAUGGUCCUGCCCCAGGACUCCAUGCUGUCCAGUACCCCUCCAGCAGCCUCUAGGAAGGAGGCCUGCAUACUGGGUCCAUUUAACAGAACCAGUAGGGGAUAUAAUACUCAUACUGCAGAGGAUACCCUGGAAGCACCUUCCCAAGUUCAGCCAGCCUGCUUCCUGUCCAAUCCUCUGAGCAUCUGCCAUACUCCACCUUCUGAUUCUCAGCUCUUGGCCAACCCAGGCCCCUCUCUCAGUCUCUCAAGGGCAGAGCCCCUGAGGCAAGCUUGGCUGUUAAGACCUCUGAAAGGAGCUGGUUGGGUUAAACUACAGGGGAGGUUGCUGGCAUGGAAGCCUACAUACCCAGAGAGCUAGUCCUUGCAUAGUCUGGUGGGGUGAUCCUGUGAGGGUCAGACCCCACUUCUGUUAGCCUGCCAGAGCUGGUGAGUGGUGGGGAGGCAGGCCAGCAUCUUCUGUGGGAAAAGGCAGCCUCCCUGCCUAUGUAUUACAUAGAGAAGACGAUCGAUUCCCGUAGGAAGCAAGGCUGUACAGGGACCUGCCUGAAUUCAGGGGGUCCCCAGCAAAGCUGCUCUUAGUACCCAUGUCCAGAGAUGCUCCCAUCCCCUGACUCCAGCCGGUUGCCCCACAGGCAGCAGGUACUGGAGGUCUCCUGUGAGCUGCCAGGAGGCCAUUAGCCAUGCAGACAAGAAACUCCUGCCUUCCUGGCCUGGAACAGCCCCUCUGGUGGCUUUCACAUACCUCUGUUCACAUCCUGUCCAGAGGUAGCUGCCCUACCUGCAGGCUGAGGCCCACACCAGAAGCAAGGGCAGGCCCAGCUGCCCUGAAGGGGGUUUUACUCAUCCCUUAUGGGUUGCCCUAUCCUGGGGCCUGUGAUCCUUCCUCGCCCUCCAUGUGGGGGGCAUACCCCUCAGGCCUCCAGCUUAGUAAGGAAAGGAGCAGAACUAGUUGGGAAAGCUGGACCUGGACCCGUGCAAGCCAUCUGCCUCCAUAAGUGUUAGAAAUCACAGAUACAGUAUGUACUUAAUUACACUAAAUUAUUGCUGGGAUGCCUCAUAAGCACUAAUUAUACCUGAUUAUAGGUUAAAAUAUUUAUUUUGUCAAAAUAUUUUCUUGGGGAUAUGUUUAACCUUUAUUUUGUUCAUUGUGUGCUGAGGUGUGAAGAGUAACCUCCUGCCUACCUUUUUGGCCAGUGGGAAGCAACAAACAAAAGUCACUGCUUGCAGUUUGACCCCAGCACAGUGGCCUCUGGCAAGACUACCACAGAGUGGUUCCAGCCCAGGCCUCGAGCAGGUGGACUGUGGCUGGGCUGAGAGUGACCUACUUGUUUCUUAGUACAUGGGACAAGGGACUUGUUGCUGGCCUUGGUCAGAGGGGAAUGUGACUGUCUGUCCGUCCUGUCAUUUUUGUCUAUGAGCCCCCUCUGUGAGUGACUGUGCCUUGGCUCACUGCCCUUCCCCUCCCCACCCCGUGCUCUCAGGCCUGUGUUCUCACUGUAGCCCAUUGGGAGGCAAGAACCCAUCCCCUGACAGCACUGUGCAGCUUCGAGAAUGGUGGCAGGCCUCUGUGUGGCCCAGUGGUAUGGGAUCCUGCCCUCAUCUUCUUGCUGCUACACCACCCCCCCCCCCCCCGCCCCAACUAGCCCUGCUGCAAGCUCUCUUCUGACUGAUGGCUCAGCCAAGAGAAGAGCAGCAUGAGGAAGAAGCUGAGCCCAGCCUCAGCUUCUUGCACUGCUGGGUCAGGCCCCUGGCCUCUCCACCAUCUCUUCUUGGGAGAGCUGGGUUCUUCCACCACACAGGGCAGCCACAGGGCACCAGCCACUCCCAGAGGAAUAUGUUUCCACCUAAAGAUGCUCCCCAUUCUGCCCUGUGCCCAUCUCCAAUCCCACCUGCCCAUAGGGGUCCAAGCCUGGCUUCCCAGUUGCCAAGCAUCUUCUGGGGAACCUGUCAGCCCUGCAUCAGAACUGCUCCUGCCAUGUCCCAAACCUCCAAGCUCUCCUGGGUAGCAGGGAUGGUAUUUAUUUCCUAAAGCUUGCACUUCAUUUGUGAGGGUUCUCAGGAUUGUUGGGGGCUAUUGAAAAGAGGAAUGUGUUGAGUUUGUUGUCUCUUUGUCCCAGAAGUCUGGUGUCUCAUCACUGUCUUGUGUUUCUGUGGGCAGAGCUGGUUCUGGAGGGUGGGUCAAGGCUUGGAAGGCUUAGAGUGACAUCAGAGUGUCCACCUACCCCACUGGCUCUCCCUCCAGAUGCCAUCUCUCUAGUUUGGGUUCUUGCAUGUAAAAUUCUCCACAAUAAACAUAUAAUUGAACUGUU